AUGAGGCCUGAGAAUGUUAUGGAUGAAGAAGUGCAUACAAACGGGGAAAAGAGAGAAAAGAGCAAAGGGAAAGAAAAACCUGAAACUGUUCCUUAUCACAGGCUGUUCUCAUUUGCAGACUCCAUUGACAUGCUGUUGAUGAUUGUUGGCACCAUUGGGGCCAUUGGAAAUGGUGUGAGUUUGCCUCUCAUGUCAUUGCUGUUUGGCCAAAUGAUUAAUAGCUUCGGAAAUAACCAGUUUAGCCCAGACAUUGUCAAGCAAGUUUCCAAGGUCUCUCUUAAAUUCGUAUAUUUGGGAAUAGGCAGUGCUGUGGCUGCAUUCCUCCAGGUGGCUUGCUGGAUGGUCACAGGGGAGAGACAGGCAGCAAGAAUAAGAGGCUUGUAUUUGAAAACUAUACUGAGACAAAAUAUUACUUUCUUUGAUAAGGAAACUAACACUGGAGAGGUGAUAGGGCGAAUGUCAGGUGACACUGUUCUCAUACAAGAUGCCAUGGGAGAGAAGGUAGGGAAAUUUCUGCAGCUAGUAGCAACAUUCUUUGGUGGCUAUGUGAUAGCUUUUAUCAAAGGGUGGCUUCUUACUCUUGUCAUGUUGUCCACUCUUCCACCUCUUGUCGCUUCUGGCGCUGCUAUGGUCUUUACCAUUGGAAGGACGGCAUCCAGAGGUCAAACCGCGUACGCUAAAGCUGCACAUGUAGUUGAACAAGCAAUUGGCUCAAUAAGAACUGUCGCAUCCUUUACUGGGGAAAAGAAAGCAGUAUCUAGUUACAGAAAAUUUCUUGUAGAUGCUUACAAAUCAGGAGUUCGUGAAGGUUUUGUAGCCGGAAUCGGUCUUGGCAUGGCUAUGUUAUUUAUUUUCUGUGGUUAUGCUUUGGCUGUAUGGUUUGGAGCAAAGAUGAUAAUGGAAAAAGGGUAUGAUGGGGGUGCGGUGAGCACUGUGAUUGUUGCUGUGUUAACAGCUUCCAUGUCACUCGGCCAGGCAUCUCCUUGCAUGAGUGCUUUUGCUGCGGGCCAAGCUGCAGCUUAUAAAAUGUUUCAGACAAUUGAGAGAAAGCCAGAGAUAGAUGCCUAUGACCCAAAUGGAAAAAUAUUGAAGGAUAUCCAUGGUGAAAUAGAUUUAAGGGAUGUUUAUUUCAGUUAUCCAGCCAGACCUGAGGAGUUGAUUUUCAACGGAUUCUCUCUUCAUAUAUCUAGCGGCACCACUGCAGCUUUAGUAGGACAAAGUGGAAGUGGAAAAUCUACAGCUAUCAGUUUAAUAGAAAGAUUUUACGAUCCACAGGCAGGUGAAGUUCUUAUUGAUGGUAUUAACGUGAAAGAAUUUCAGCUUAGAUGGAUCAGAGGAAAAAUUGGCCUCGUUAGCCAGGAGCCCGUGUUGUUUGCAUCUAGCAUUAAGGAUAACAUUGAAUAUGGGAAGGAGGGAGCAACAAUUGAAGAGAUAAGAGCUGCAGCUGAACUUGCAAAUGCUGCUAAGUUCAUUGAUAAACUGCCACAGGGAUUGGACACAAUGGUUGGUGAGCAUGGAACUCAGCUAUCUGGUGGACAAAAGCAGCGCGUUGCCAUUGCAAGAGCAAUCCUGAAAGAUCCAAGAAUUCUACUUCUAGAUGAAGCUACAAGUGCACUUGAUGCAGAGUCUGAAAGGAUAGUGCAAGAGGCUCUAGACAGGAUCAUGGUCGACAGAACCACUGUUGUUGUUGCACAUCGCCUGAGCACAGUGAGGAAUGCUGAUAUGAUUGCUGUAAUUCAUAGAGGGAAAAUGGUUGAGAAAGGAACACACAUAGAAUUACUCAAGGAUCCCGAGGGAGCUUACUCUAAUCUUAUACGUUUACAAGAAGUGAACAAGGAAUCAGAAGAAACUGCAGAUAAUCAAAACAAGAGUGAACUUUCUUCAGAAUCCUUUAAACGAUUGAGUCAAAGAAGGUCACUUCGAAGAUCAGGAUCAUCUGUGGGGAAUAGUAGCCGCCACUCAUUUUCAGCUUCAUUUGGUUUACCUGCAGGAAUUAACGUCCCUGAUCCUGAACUUGGAAAUUCACAGCCCAAAGAACAAUCACCACCAGAGGUUUCACUCUGGCGCCUUGCUUCCAUCAACAAGCCAGAGAUUCCAGUGCUUCUGAUUGGAUGUGUAGCAGCUAUAGUAAAUGGUACCAUACUUCCAAUAUAUGGCGUGUUGCUUUCCAGUGUCAUCAAAACAUUAUAUGAACCAUUUCCUGAGAUGAAAAAGGAUUCCAAGUUUUGGGCACUAAUGUUUAUGACCCUUGGACUUGCAUCCUUAGUGGCAAUUACAGCCCGAGGUUACUUUUUCUCUGUGGCUGGCAGUAAGUUAAUCCAACGUAUCAGGCUAAUUUGUUUUGAGAAGGUGAUCAACAUGGAGGUUGGUUGGUUUGAUGAGCCUGAACACUCAAGUGGUGCAAUUGGUGCAAGGCUCUCAGCAGAUGCUGCAUCUGUGCGUGCCCUUGUUGGUGAUGCACUGGGACUAUUGGUUCAAAAUAUAGCAACAGCAUUGGCAGGUUUGAUCAUUGCUUUCAUUGCAAGCUGGCAGUUGUCGUUUAUUAUUCUUGUCUUGCUUCCCCUCACUGGAAUAAGUGGAUAUUUUCAAAUGAAGUUCUUGGCGGGAUUCAGUGCAGAUGCAAAGAUGAUGUAUGAGGAAGCUAGCCAAGUUGCUAAUGAUGCAGUUGGAAGCAUAAGAACAGUAGCUUCUUUCUGUGCUGAAGAGAAAGUUAUGGAACUAUACAGGAAGAAAUGUGAAGGUCCCAUGAAAACUGGGAUACGACAAGGCUUGAUCAGUGGAACAGGAUUUGGGGUUGCAUUUUUCUUACUCUUUAAUAUCUAUGCUACCAAUUUCUAUGCAGGAGCAAGAUUUGUGGAAGCUGGCAAGGCAUCAUUCUCAGAUGUUUUCCGGGUUUUCUUUGCUUUAACUAUGGCAGCUGUUGGAAUUUCCCAAUCAAGCUCCUUAGCUCCUGAUUCUAGCAAAGCCAAGACAGCCACUGCUUCCAUAUUUGAAAUAAUCGAUAGGAAGUCAGAGAUAGAUCCCAAUGAUGAGUCUGGUAGCACACUGGAUAGCGUGAAGGGAGAAAUAGAGCUUCUUAAUGUAAGGUUUAAGUAUCCAUCUAGGCCAGAUAUACAAAUUUUUCGAGACCUUAGCUUGACUAUCCAUUCUGGCAAGACUGUGGCCCUUGUUGGUGAAAGUGGAAGUGGGAAAUCCACAGUGAUUGCCUUGUUACAGAGAUUUUAUGAUCCUGAUUCUGGUCAAAUUACACUUGAUGGGAUAGAAAUUCAGAAGUUACAACUCAAGUGGUUAAGGCAGCAGAUGGGCCUUGUAAGCCAAGAGCCAGUCCUGUUCAAUGACACUAUCCGUGCCAAUAUUGCCUAUGGAAAGGAAGGCAAUGCAACUGAAGCAGAAAUCCUAACAGCAGCAGAACUGGCCAAUGCCCAUAGUUUUAUCAGUGGUUUACAACAGGGUUAUGAUACAGUGGCGGGAGAGAGGGGAAUCCAAAUAUCCGGGGGGCAAAAGCAAAGGGUAGCCAUUGCACGUGCUAUAAUUAAAAGUCCUAAGAUAUUGCUGCUAGAUGAAGCCACAAGUGCACUAGAUGCCGAGUCAGAGAGGGUUGUUCAAGAUGCAUUAGACAGAGUGAUGGUGAGCAGGACCACUGUGGUUGUGGCACAUCGUCUAUCUACAAUAAAAAAUGCAGAUGUGAUUGCAGUAGUAAAAAAUGGAGUUAUAGUGGAGAAAGGAAGGCAUGAGACGCUCAUUAACGUUAAGGAUGGAUUUUAUGCUUCCUUAGUCCAACUUCACGCAAGUGCUUCAGCAAUAUGA
This is a messenger RNA of Gastrolobium bilobum, 3807 nucleotides long. Its product is annotated as ABC transporter B family member 21. The record is from RefSeq and is a predicted model, not a curated record. Gene Ontology annotation, molecular function: ATP binding; ATP hydrolysis activity; ABC-type transporter activity. The transcript is spliced from 12 exons. Gene Ontology annotation, biological process: transmembrane transport. Bases 1 to 3807 code for a protein of 1268 amino acids. Gene Ontology annotation, cellular component: membrane. NCBI's taxonomy places the organism in Eukaryota, Viridiplantae, Streptophyta, Magnoliopsida, Fabales, Fabaceae.